Ipomoea triloba (trilobed morning glory) is the source of this 2278-nucleotide messenger RNA. RefSeq names its product pollen receptor-like kinase 1. The transcript has 4 exons. Gene Ontology annotation, molecular function: protein binding; protein kinase activity; ATP binding. The record is from RefSeq and is a predicted model, not a curated record. Gene Ontology annotation, biological process: protein phosphorylation. Bases 144 to 2033 code for a protein of 629 amino acids. NCBI's taxonomy places the organism in Eukaryota, Viridiplantae, Streptophyta, Magnoliopsida, Solanales, Convolvulaceae.
UCCAAUUUUUUUUUUUCCUCUUUUGGAUCCUUCUCUUGCAGGCACACAACCUUUUCUUAUUGUCAUUCUCAGGGUAUAGCCCCUUCCUAAGGGCGCGCACUUGACUCAAGUGCGCGCACUGUGUCCCACCACCCACCCCUACCAUGGCCUUCCUCCUCUUCUCGCCUUCUCAAUCCCCUCUAAUCCUCGUCCUCCUCCUCUUCCUCUUCCUCGCGGUCCCUUGCCUCUCGAGAUCCGAGGCCGAGAUCCUCCUCCAGUUCAAGGAGUCUUUAGAGAACUCCAACGGGUUUGCCACCUGGAACGCCUCCAUUCCGCCCUGCAAAGGCUGGCGGGCCUAUUGGGAAGGCGUUAUUUGCGCCAACGGCACCGUGCGUGGCCUCAAUCUCAACAACCGGGGGCUCGGUGGCUCCAUUGACGUUGAAGCCCUUGCGGAGUUGCCCCUUUUUAGAAGCUUUAGCGCCAUGAAUAACAGCUUCGACGGUGACCUCCCGGCUUUCUAUAGAGUUGGGGCAUUGAAAAACCUUAAACUCUCCCGGAAUAAAUUCUCCGGCGAGAUUGAUGACACUUUCUUUUCUGGAAUGCGGUCUUUGAAGAAGCUUUAUCUUUCCCAUAACGAGUUCGAGGGUACCAUUCCCGCCUCGUUAAUCAUCUCCAAGAGGCUCCUGGAACUCAAGCUCAAUGACAAUGCGUUUGAAGGGAAAAUACCUUAUAUGAAGGUGCCCAGAAUUAAGUUUGUCAAUUUUUCAGACAACCAUCUCGAGGGUGAAAUCCCAACAACUUUCUCUCGUUUCCCUGCUUCCUCAUUUAAAGGGAAUUUGGGUCUGUGUGGGAAACCCUUGAAGCCAUGCAUCAUGCCAGAACUUUCGAUGACAACGUUAAUAGUUGUCGGAAUAGUUGUGGGGGCGGCGGUGUUGGCUAUCGUGGCGGUCAUCAUCAUCCUCCGCCAGCCCAAGCCGGCGGACUUGGAAGAAGGCGCACAACUUCCAUCAAGUCACCGCAGAAUGGCCUCAGUUGAUUUAGACAAAUUCGAAGUCAGUCCUGUAGAUUCUUGUGCUAAAUCCGAACCAGGCCUCAGGCUAACCUUCUUGAGAGAUGACAGAGAGAGAUUCGAUUUGGCGUCCCUUCUGAAGGCGUCGGCGGAGAUACUGGGCAGCGGGGUGUUCGGAUCGACGUACAAAGCGGCACUGAACGACGGGCCGGUGUUGGUGGUGAAGAGAUUCAGGCAAAUGAACCAUGUGGGGAAAGAGGACUUCUAUGAGCACAUGCGCCGCCUGGGCUCGCUUAAUCACAAGAAUUUGGUUCCCAUUGCGGCCUUCUACUACAGGAAAGAGGAGAAGCUCUUGGUUGCUGACUACGUCCAAAAUGUCAGCUUAGCUGUUCAUCUCCAUGUUAACGGGAACGAAACCCUUGAUUGGCCAACACGGUUGAAAAUAAUGAAAGGAGUAGCGAGAGGACUAAUGUUUCUAUACAAUGAGCUACCGGACUUGAUAGUCCCGCACGGCCAUCUCAAGUCCUCAAACGUUCUUCUCGACGCAACUUUCGAGCCGAUGCACGGCGACUACGGGCUCCUCCCGGUGGUGAACAUGGAGCAUGCUCAGGAGCACAUGAUCGCGUACAAGUCGCCGGAGUACCGGCAGAGGGGCCGGAUUUCCAAGAAAACCGACGUGUGGGCCCUGGGGAUUCUCAUCGUGGAAACCCUCACCGGGAAACUCCCCUCCGGGUUCUUGCAACAAGGGAAGAGCAACGACGCCGACAUCGCGGGGUGGGUCCAGACGGUGGCCCCGGAAGACGCCACGCCGGAGGUGUUCGACAAGAACAUGAAGGGGAUAACGCCGGCGAGCGAAGGGCAGAUCAUGAAGCUGCUGAAAAUAGGGUUGAGGUGUUGCGAGGUGGACGUGGAGAAGAGAUGGGACAUAAAAGAGGCCGUGGAGAGGAUUGAGGAAGUGAGGGAGAGAGACGAUGACGAUGAACACGCCGGCGACGGCCAAGAAUCUCACCCGGUGUCUUCAAGAGGAGAAUCUCAUCAGGAUUGAUUAUUGAUUGUUUGAUGAUAGGACAAAUUGGUCGUCGAUCGGUUCUAAAACAAACACACCACACUUAUUUCUUGGAUAUAUACAUGUAUAUUGACUGUUUUUUUUUUUGGUUUUGUUUUUGUUUUGUUUUUUGUUUUGAAGGUAUGGGUGUUGGUGACAAAAGAAAUUUUGAAACCAUUUUAUUAGAGUACAAAAGACGAUCUUACUUAUUAUCCUUGGUAAAUCGAAUCUAGUCUAAUUGUGUU